AUGAAAAUAUUAUUAAAUUUUUGUCUGUAAGCUCGAAUAAAUUUAUGAUAUAACAUAUAGUUUUGAAAGUAACAAUAAAACCCUUAGGUUACUCUCUCUGUCUCUCUGUCGUCGACUCGAGUAGGGGAUUCAGUUACGUUAAAGGAUUGUGCUUUGAAGAAGAACAGAUAAGAUGAGUGGAAGUGGAGAUAAUAAAGUUUCUGGAACCACGAAGACACCUGCUGAUUUCCUCAAAUCCAUCCGUGGGAGACCUGUUGUUGUGAAGCUCAACUCUGGUGUUGAUUAUCGUGGCAUUCUUGCUUGUCUUGACGGGUAUAUGAACAUAGCAAUGGAGCAGACAGAGGAGUAUGUUAACGGGCAGCUCAAGAACAAAUACGGUGAUGCCUUCAUCCGUGGAAACAAUGUUCUUUACAUCAGUACUGUGAACAUACCUUUAGCUGACGGAGCUUAGACUCUUCCUCAUGCAUUCAUCAUCAUCACCAGCCAUGGCUAUCUUAUAGAUGUUACCUGCUUUGACCUCUUUCUAAAACAACUCUUGCACUUGACGAUUGACAUGUAUCAAAGAUGUUUGUUUUUCUUGAAUGAAUUUUUGUUAUAAACAUGGUAAUAGCAGACGUCACUUAACGCAAACUAAUUUAAUUA
Brassica rapa (field mustard) is the source of this 642-nucleotide messenger RNA. RefSeq names its product sm-like protein LSM6A. Lineage: Eukaryota; Viridiplantae; Streptophyta; Magnoliopsida; Brassicales; Brassicaceae. Gene Ontology annotation, molecular function: RNA binding. Gene Ontology annotation, biological process: maturation of SSU-rRNA; mRNA splicing, via spliceosome. The record is from RefSeq and is a predicted model, not a curated record. Gene Ontology annotation, cellular component: U4/U6 x U5 tri-snRNP complex; U6 snRNP; sno(s)RNA-containing ribonucleoprotein complex.